AAAAAAAAAAAAAAAUCAAGGGUGGGCGGAGAUCACAGUGCUGUUGUUGCUGGCUUUGGCCGUUGAGCUACUACCCACUCACUCUCCUUUGCUCUUCUCUGUCAUCACUCCGUCUCGCCGGAAAAUUCUUCCGCCUUCCGUCCAUAAACAGCCACCGAAAUGCUAUUUGCUCGAUCGUUUCUCCGCUCCCACCUCAAACCCUCCGACAUUCCUCGCCAUUCUCCGCCUUUUUCUUCCCUCUUUUCGUCUCUUUCAGCUUCUUCCGCUGCGUCUAUUGAAGCCGAUAGGCUUCUCAGAGAUGGCCCCAGGAAUAAUUGGACUCGACAGGAGAUUCGCGACAUUUACGACUCUCCCGUUCUCGAUCUGCUUUUCCAUGGCGCGCAAGUUCAUAGGCACACACACAAUUUUCGGGAGGUGCAGCAGUGUACCCUCCUUUCAAUCAAAACAGGUGGGUGUAGUGAGGAUUGUUCCUACUGUCCUCAAUCAUCGAGAUAUGACACUGGAGUGAAAUCCCAAAAACUUAUGACCAAGGAUGUCGUGCUUGAGGCAGCCAAAAAGGCAAAAGAGGCUGGUAGCACAAGAUUUUGUAUGGGUGCUGCAUGGAGAGAUACAAUAGGAAGAAAAACUAAUUUCAAUCAGAUCCUUGAUUAUGUAAAAAAAAUAAGAGAGAUGGGGAUGGAGGUCUGCUGCACUCUGGGCAUGAUAGAGAAGCAACAAGCUAUUGACCUCAAGAAGGCCGGCCUCACAGCUUAUAACCACAACCUCGACACAUCAAGGGAAUACUACCCAAAUAUUAUUACCACGAGGAGUUAUGAUGAGCGUUUAAAAACUCUAGAAUUUGUUCGUGAUGCUGGAAUCAAUGUCUGCUCUGGAGGAAUAAUUGGGCUUGGAGAGGCAGAAGAGGACCGUGUCGGUUUGCUGCAUACCUUGGCGACUCUGCCCACACACCCCGAGAGUGUUCCCAUCAAUGCGCUGGUUGCAGUGAAAGGAACCCCUCUUCAAGACCAAAAACCUGUUGAAAUAUGGGAGAUGAUUCGAAUGAUCGCCACAGCACGGAUCACCAUGCCAAAAGCAAUGGUAAGGCUGUCUGCAGGUCGAGUGAAGUUUUCCGUGCCGGAGCAGGCGUUAUGCUUCCUUGCAGGAGCAAAUUCUAUCUUCACCGGGGAGAAACUGCUAACGACGCCAAAUAACGACUUUGAUGCUGAUCAACACAUGUUCAAGAUGCUGGGUUUGAUUCCAAAAGCUCCCAGUUUCACUGAUGGUGCUGAGAAAGCCCCUGAAGAAGAGUCAUUACAAGAAGCUGCUUCCAAUUAAUUCAUAAGCCACUGGCUCUCCAAUCAAUUCUCUCUCUCUCAAUCUUUAUUUCUUUGCUUUUUUCUCCAUUUUGGGUUUGUUAAUCCGUAGAUUUGCAGUUGGUAUCUCCAUUAGAUGUGAGCUUAAAAGAGAAAAUGAAGAGGUAAUGAACACUUCUCCUUGUGUUAGAGUAGUUACACGUACUUGUUCUACAAGUCAUCACUUCAUGAUUAAUGUUUAGGAAAUCUUUAUCAUU
Cucurbita moschata (crookneck pumpkin) is the source of this 1549-nucleotide messenger RNA. RefSeq names its product biotin synthase, mitochondrial. Gene Ontology annotation, molecular function: 2 iron, 2 sulfur cluster binding; biotin synthase activity. Gene Ontology annotation, biological process: biotin biosynthetic process. Gene Ontology annotation, cellular component: mitochondrion. Lineage: Eukaryota; Viridiplantae; Streptophyta; Magnoliopsida; Cucurbitales; Cucurbitaceae. The transcript has 6 exons. The record is from RefSeq and is a predicted model, not a curated record. Bases 160 to 1314 code for a protein of 384 amino acids.